Molecule: messenger RNA, 1502 nt
Organism: Periophthalmus magnuspinnatus
Lineage: Eukaryota; Metazoa; Chordata; Actinopteri; Gobiiformes; Gobiidae
Gene: s100s
Product: S100 calcium binding protein S
Exons: 3
Coding region: 711-1040 (109 amino acids)
Molecular function (GO): calcium ion binding
Source: RefSeq, a predicted model, not a curated record
AAAGUCAUAUAUGCAUUAUUAGCAUUCUCAAUAUAGUGUUACGGCUAGCAUUCUGGUUGCCAUGGUUUCCCUUUGUCCCGUGUUAGCCACUGAGACCGAUGACCCCUAUAGAUUUUCCAUUUAAGGAGGCUUUGGUGUCCACUGGCCUCUUUCUCCUCCCCUUUUGUCCAGGCCACCCACAGGACUGACCACUCUACUACAAUUAUCCAUCUUGCUUUUAGGCACCCUGUAGUAAUCAAUGGUUUAUAAAUCAUGCAGUAGAAAUAUGCAUGGUUGCUCAAAGUCCGUCCAGGAUUAGCUGAUUUUUUUUGACAGUCUCUAUAUAGACCAGGUGAACGGAGGCCCCUGACUGAAAGCUUGAAAGUUUAAUGAUACAGGGCUAAGCGAGCGUAGAAAUGAAGGAGCUCACCUGUUUGUGGGUUAUGAGUACACAAGUUUAGUGUUACCGCGUUUCUCAAUGUGAUUAGCAAACCAGUUUUAUGUUUCACUUCUGGUUUCUGUUCAAAUGAUGGGGGCUUAAGUUACAGUACAAGGGAUCAUUGAAGGACACUCAAAACUGUAUUAGAAAGUAUGUUAUAUCUGACAGAGCAUGUUGUUGUUUUUGAUGCUUUAACCUAAUCUUCCUCAUUGACAGUGACCUGAGUCUGUCUGUGCACAGUCUCUCCACGCGCCCACCACUCCAACUGCCAAGAUGCCCAACACAAUGUGUAAUGUCCAAGGAGCCCAGUUCCAACCUGGAGAGUGCCAUGCAAAUGCUCAUCAAGACCUUCCACAAGUAUUCAGGAAAAGAGGGUGACAAGUACACACUGAGCAGAGGAGAGCUGAAGGAGCUGCUAAUAGAGGAGCUGGGGAGUUACUUAGGGAACUCCAAAGAUAACGAAGCUGUGGAGAAGGUCAUGAACGAUCUAGACGCCAACAACGAUGGAGAGGUGGACUUCACCGAGUUCAUCAUCCUCAUGGGGGCGCUCACAGUCGCCUGCAACGACUUCUUCCUCGAGUACAAGACAGACGAAAAGCCCAAAGAGGAGAAGAAAGAAUGAAGGAUACAUUUGCAUGAGGAGAUGUGUGGGAGAGGAGCAAGUAUUGUAAAUUACAGGGAAAGGUUCACUAUUGUCUUAUGCAAUUUGUAAAGUACACACAGUUACUUGCAUUGCUGAACAGGGCAGUGUCCAAGUAGAGUUUUUCUUGGAGCAAUGCAAGUUUGUUUUUCUUUCUUGUUUUUCAUACCAAAGCAUGUCAAGAGCACUGUCUCAAUACUACCAGUAGGAUCCUCUCUCCUUUUCUCCAAAUGAUGUGACACUUUCUGGUAUGUUUUGAAUGAGGCAGUGGAAACAGGAAGUCGAGGAUGUUUGAGAAUUCUUGCACGUGAAUUUGUUAUUAUACCAAGUUAGUUCUAGUAUAUUCAUGUAUGUACUCAAAAGUGUUUAAGAAAGACGUGAUGUAUCUGCUUUCUUUUGUAAUCUAUUUUGGUAAUAAUAACCUUAAUGCACUCUGCAAAAAUA